AUGCCGGUCGGCGUAAGAUAUUUAGAUCUAGCUCCUUCUCCGCACUCCCUUACACCGACGGUCCGCAGUGGCACGACGGCCAACUCACGCAAUGCAAAGUUGCCCAGCACGCGGUGUCCGAAUGUUGAUCAAUGCCCCACCGUUGGGCUUCUGGCUACCGCUGAACGCCUGAGCGGUUCGUCGUGGUGGCGCAGGCUUCAAAGAGGAGCGGCAACAUGGUUACUUCUGCUACUGACAACUCUUGCCCUGUACAGCAGUAAUGGAGUGUCGGCAGCGGAAAACAAUCAGCGUGUCGUGUGCUACUAUACAAACUGGUCCGUCUAUCGACCUGGUACGGCCAAAUUCACGCCCCAGAACAUCAACCCGUACCUUUGCACCCAUCUGAUCUACUCGUUCGGUGGGUUCACCAAGGAGAACACGCUCAAGCCGUACGACAAGUACCAGGACAUCGAACAAGGUGGUUUCGCCAAGUUCACUGGACUGAAGACGUACAACAAGAACCUGAAGACGCUGCUCGCCAUCGGCGGAUGGAAUGAGGGAUCGUCACGCUUCUCGCCGCUGGUCGCCGACUCGGAGCGGCGUGCCCAGUUCGUGAAGAAUUCGAUUAAAUUCCUGCGCCAGAAUCACUUCGACGGUCUCGAUCUCGACUGGGAGUAUCCGGCGUUCCGCGAUGGCUCGAAGCCGAAGGAUCGCGAAAACUACGCCCAGCUGGUGCAGGACCUGCGCGAGGAGUUUGAGCGCGAGUCAUCGAAGACGGGUCGCCCGCGGCUGCUGCUAACGAUGGCAGUGCCGGCCGGUGUCGAGUACGUUGAGAAGGGCUACGAUGUGCCAAAGCUGAACAAGUACCUGGAUUGGUUCAACCUGCUCACCUAUGACUACCACAGCGCGUACGAGCCGGCGGUGAACCACCAUUCGCCGCUAUUUUCGCUCGAGGAAGCUUCAGAGUACAACUACGAUUCGGAACUCAAUAUCGAUUAUAGUAUAAAGUUCUAUCUGAACGCUGGAGCGGACCGUGACAAGCUGGUACUCGGUAUUCCGACGUACGGGCGCUCGUACACGCUGUACAAUCCGGACGCAACCGACAUCGGCGCACCGGCGGAUGGCCCCGGCGAGCAGGGUGAUGCAACGCGCGAAAAAGGCUACCUGGCGUACUACGAGAUCUGUAGUAAUCUAAAGGAGAGCACGGACUGGACGGUGGUGCAGCCAAAUCCGAAGGCGAUGGGCCCAUACGCCUACAAGGGCAAUCAGUGGGUUGGCUACGAUGACGAGGCCAUUGCGCGCCGCAAGGCUAAGUACGUCGCAGAGAACGGACUAGGCGGUAUCAUGUUUUGGUCGAUCGACAACGAUGACUUCCGAGGAACGUGCCACGGGAAGCAGUAUCCGAUCAUUGAGGCAGCAAAGGAGGCACUGUUGGCCAGUACAGAGGUCGGCGUGAACGACAUUGCUGCUCCAAGCCGACCGCGCAAACCCAGUCGAUCGCGUAGUCGCACCGGUUCGACGACUCGUAACCGCGUUAACACCGACAAUAACAACGAAAUCAAGGCAUCGUUCAAAACAUCCCCGGGGCGUAAGGUUGCCCGGCCGAGCCGUGUUACUACGACAAGCACCACCACGACGACCACUACCGAAGGCUCGCUGUAUAUCGGAGGGCGUACGACCACACCACAGCCACCGACUACACCCGAUCCGGGAUCAGAUUUCAAGUGCGAAGAUGAAGGAUUCUUCCCUCACCCGAGAGACUGCAAGAAGUACUUCUGGUGUCUGGACAGCCCUAGCCUCGGUCUGGUCGCUCACCAGUUCACCUGCCCCUCCGGGCUGGUGUUCAACAAGCUGGCGGACUCGUGCGAUUACGCGCGUAAUGUGAUCUGCUCAAAGACGUCCGCGACCACCAGCACCACCACGACGACGAGCACGACGACGACAACUACACCGUCGCCCAGGACGACGAGUACCACGCAGCGGGCACGUAUUUCUCUCUCGACGAACCGUAGCAACUUCUUCAACCGUAUCGCAACCUCAACUACCACCACCACCACGGAACCUUCGGUGGAGACGGACUACUCGGAGGAGGAGGAAGAUGUCGAGAGGCAGCCAGAGGAGGACCCGAAAGUGAUCAAGGAACUGAUCGCGCUCAUCAAGAAGGUCGGCGGCAUCGAGGAGCUGGAGAAGCAGCUGCAAGCCCAGGAGGACGGCUCCAUUGUGCUGAAGGAUGGCGAAUCGGACCAGAUCUCGACCACACCACCAACGAUAAGCAAAUCGCUGUACGAGCGCGUACUAAGCCGCACCGGCAACGCCGGGCUCACGUUCCGACCGGCCAUCACGUUCAACCAGAGUCAGAAGCCGGAACGGACGGCGGCUUCGCCCGAGAACAAGUACUCGUCGGUCGUGCGGGGCAACUCGUACACCAACAGUCGCGUCGGUCCGCAGAACGAAGGUCUCGAUCAGCUGCCCGAGUUUGAGGGAGUGUUCAAGGAGAAGCCGAAGUACGUGACGCUGAACCGAGCCCGGCCGACGAAGGUCGCCUCGAUCGAAGACCGCUACGACGACGACGACGAGAUCGAUGAGGAGGAGAACCAGCCGUCCACCUUCGAGGCCCGACAGCCGACCACCAGCCCCAAGUACGUAAGCAUCCGGCGACAGCGGCCUGCUCCGUCCGGCGAGCAGGAGCAGGAUAAGCAGGAAAGCAGCGAGCGUGAUACGGGCGCUAGCCGGGAGGGUGCCCCAACCGGGCAGGUGCAGUACAGCACACUCAACCGGAACCGUUUCCGGACCACCAUUUCUCCGGAACCAGCACCCGAAACCGACAAGGACUCGCUGCGCCCACUGUCAAACCGGUACAACACCAUCGAUCGUAGACGGACGCCCAGUGCGCAGUACACCAGCAGCAGCCUUCAGGAAGCGGAAACCGAUGAUGUAGGCACAGAUUCCUCUCUUUUGGUAUCAUCUACAGACUUCCAAAGCAUUUACACCACAGCAUCAACCAUUACUACUACCGAUGCCACACCACCAUCAGAACCAAACUUGAUACCUUACAGCACACGACAAUACAGUAACAUCGAGCGCGGUACAAGCGCCAGCAGCGGCGGCAGCGUCAACAGCAACAGCAACAGUGUCACCAGCAGUACUGGCAGCAACACUCUCAGUAGUCGCGACAGUAUUAGCAAUAGUAACGAUAGAAGUAGUUAUACCAGUAGCGGUAGUGUCAGCACUACCGAGCCUUCCACUUUACAGUUUUCUUACACAAAUCCAACCACCACCACCACCACCACUCCGAGCCCAACCGAUACACAGAACAACGACGUACAGCCAGAGGUGCUCAGCACCGACUACCAGACCGAGGCGACCGCGACCGAUACCGAGCAGUCGCUCGGCGACGACGCGGACCCGUCGACGGUAAACCGUAACGCCGACACGACGCUCGAGGUAACCACAGUCUUUAACCUGGGUGAAAGCGUUACCGGUAGUAGUGUGGUUGGUUUGGAGAUGGGGGGUUUGCAGGGUACGGACGCGCUGGGCACGAGCCCCAGCAAGAGCGCCGAGCUCGUGCGGGAUGCCGACGAGUCCGGCGGCUCGGAUGGGCCGGAGGCGACCACGGCAGCAAGCGCCGCAUCGACGGCCGGUCCGCUCCUCACUAACGAUGCCACGGCUAACUCGAUUCCCAAAUUUCCCACAAGAACUAGGAGACCACCGGGUACCACUACCACUACUACCACUACCAUUACCACUACCCUAGAGCCCGUCACUAACCCUAGCAGGGAGGUUGCCUCGGGUGGUGCGUUCGCGCCGACCAAGGGCGCGCCGCGCCCAUUCCGGCGUACCCGCCCGACGCGCCCGUCCACCACAACGAGCACGGCCGGAGGAGCGUCGGCAGCCGAUGCCGACACCGCAACGACACUGCGCUCGGUGAAGGUGAGUUUUUCCAAUUCCCAGAGAUUUGACCUUUCAGGCGCCAGCCGUCGGAGGGUCGGCACCGCCGCACCGGACAGCAACGAGGUGCAGGCGGCCGGUAGAACGCCGGAGGAGGAGGUGCAGGAGUCGCAGGGCACGCAGCGGCCCCCCGUACGGGCCGGCAACCGUGGCCGGGUGCGCUUCCGCACCUCCACCGAACGGCUGGCCCCGGUCCCUCGGGUGCCCGUUACUGCCCGGGACGGCGUCAACGCUCGCCAGCCCUCCGACGAGGCCGUUCCCUCGACAACGACUCCAGCCGCGCGCCGCCGCCCACGACCAUCUGCCGGCGACUUUGCCGCGAGCCGCUUCGCCCUAGGCACCCGCUCAACCACGGCGGAACCCCAGCGCCAGACCGUCGUUCCGUCCGAGCGUAGCUCGCUGCGACGCCUCAACUUUAGCGUGUACAGUGGCCGCAGUACGGCCGAGUACUCGUCGACCACCACCACCACCACUACCACCGAGGAGCCGCGCAUCGAAACCGACACCACGGAACAGCCGGAAAUUCGAUCCUACACGCGCCUCGCGGACGAUCCGUUUAUGACGCAGGAGCGAAUUCUGCUCACGCUCGGUACGGCGCUGCGGUACGGGUUCAACAACCGCAACGAGCUGCUCAGCAGCACACCGAACGUCCGCGAUACAACGCCGGCCGAGCCGGCUAGCUCGAGCACGUACAGCGACGCGGAUCUGUCAGGCGAAACGCUCAGCACCGAGCCGAGGCAACCGAGCCCGGCGAGUGAGUUCACCACCGUGUACAGCGUGAACGCGGCGGAGGUGGACACGACCACACCGCAGCCACGCAAGCUGGCCACCUCGAGCCUGCGGGGCCGUUUCGUCCCCAGCAGCACCACCGAGUCGAGCGACACGACGCUGAACGUAGUCGUGUCGGAGGUGAACACAAACAAAACAUUCAUACCGGGCCGAACACGACCGACGCGGCCGACCCGCCUGCGUACCACACCCGUGGUCGGGGUGGAGCAGACCGAGCUGGAGCCGGAGAGACAACCUCCGAGACCGUUCGCGCGACGACCCGCCGCCUCACGCUUCGCCCCACCGGAGGAACCGACCGUAAACGAGGUCACGGAACGGGCGCCUGGUAUAUCGACCACUAAGAGGCGACGUACGACCCGGCGGCGUACGUCACCGACGGUCAAUGCCGUCACACCAUCGCUGGUCGAUACGGAGCGGGACGCUGAAGCGCCAUUGCCGGUUGUGAACCGGCCCUCCAUCAACCGGCAGCGACUGUUCGCAUCUCGUACACCGCCAACAACCACAACACCAUCGACGACGACGACGACGACGGCAGGUACGUCCGCCGUGACCGGCGAGUCGUUCACCGUGGAGCCGACCUACCCGGACAGCAAUGUGGCCAACUCGGACUUCACGACCGUCAUCUCGGAGACGUCCAACGAGAUCGGGUCACCGUACGACCUCAUGAACAGCGAGGCGCUGCUCAACUUCCCCGAGCUGACGAACCAGGCCGCGCCGGGAGUGGAGGAGGAGGCGGAGGACACCCUAUCCACGCUGGCCGCCUCGGUCACCACGGAUCCCAAUCCAAGCGCAAACCUCAUUGCGGGCGGUGCGCCCACCUCACGGCCCGCCCGUCCGGCGCUGCUCGGGCGCAAACUGCCCGCCGAGGUGCGCCUCAACGACAGUCAGCAGAUCGAGUCCGAGUCCAUACCGAACAAGAGCCCGGCGAAGGGCUUCGGCGCGGGUACGACCCGUCGCAAGUUCACCGGUAAGUACCUAACGACGGAGGCGCCCGAGCCGACGGAACCGAUCAAGAAGUUCAUCCCGACGCGCCGCAAUCGGCCCUCCUUCUCGCUCUCGCGGCGUGUGACAACCACGACGGAAGAUCCGGCGUCGGCGGCUGGUGCAACGACGGCGUCGGCCGACGUGGCGGCUCCUCCAACACCAUCCGGCGGCUCAUCGUUCGUGCCCUCGAUUCGCCGGAAGCCGAUCGGAUUGGGUACCCGCACGACCACAACUUCGGCGCCCACAAACAACGAGGAACAACCGGCGGGACCGGCACUGGCACCACGAACCACCCGCCGUCGCCCCUCGUACGCACAGAACCGGCCCGCACGGCCCGGAUUUGAGGAUUCGUUCGACAAGGGCACGGUCGCGGCUAAGCCGGUCGAGCAGAAGGCGAUUAACCGCACCUCCGGGUUGCUGCCGAGGCGCCAGAUUUACGCACGUACGACUACGACGACCACUACUACGACCACGACGACUCCGGCGCCGACGUUCGCCGACGGUGAGGUGACCGAUCGGACGACGCUCGAGGAAGAGACGAGCGCGGAGCGGUACGGUGGAGGGUUGCUGAGUGGGUUGACCACGCGUCGGUACAACGAAACGCCGCGUCGACCGCCGGGUCUGUCCUCCUCCUCCUCCGAGGAGCGCCGUUACAGCGGCGAGGAGGACGACGGUGAGAACGAGAUACAGCGGCAGGCGAAGAAGCUCCCCGGUCCGCUCGGGCCGGACGGGAACAACAGCCUGCAGCAGCGUGACCCCGAUGCCGGCGAUGCCGAACGACCGCGCACCUCGGGAGAGGUGCCGCCCACACCGAACAGUGGCCCGAGCGGCUUCCGGCGCCCCGUAGGCCCGCGCAUCAUCAGCUCCGGACCGUCGCGCGUUUCACCCGGCAGCGGCAGCAAUCGGUUCAUCUUCAAGAACAACCAGCCUGCCUCCGGCUCGGAUGGCUCGGCGAGCUCGACUCCGCGGUCCCUCACGACCCGCACGCGCCGCCCCUUCGGCACUGCCUCGGGUGGAGCCGUCGCACCGAGCGGCGGCAGUGCCACAACACCGAGGGCCCGCUUCACGGUGACCACCCGGUCCCGACCGGCCUUUGGUCGUCCGCGAUCUACCACGCCCUCGACCGUCUCGAACGCCUCGGACGAUAGCGAACGACCGGUGGUGGCGGCGACGGCAGGCACCGUAGGCCAGGGGCCGCCACGUCGCUACCCGCCACGAACGCAGGGUCGACGCAAUCAAACCACCAACGGCGUUGGUUCCGUUCGAACACGUCCGGUGAGUCCGGUGUUCGGUGGUGGUGCGGUCGGUGUACUAACCACAUCCAUCGCGCCGGACAGUGCACCCGAGACGACGCCGGAGACUGUGUUGGGCGGCGCGACGACGGCGGUGCCGGAGGCGGCCGGAGACAGGAGCGCACAGACGCCGAGUGAGAACGAGGUGGAGAACACUACCUCGUACGAGGAUACAGUCAACACCAGCUACCGAACCACCACCGAAUACUACACCGCAUCCGAUGAAACUCACUACACCACACUGAAUACGGCCGACACGAUCUACACGAUUAAUGAUAAUAUCGAUAUUGAUGAUGUCAAUGUAUUGCAGGACCGUAGUAGAACGUCGACGACGACCGUCAAGCCGACCACGCUGUACCACGUGUUUUCGAUCGAUAAGGAGAACGAGUCGGUACCGUCGUCGACCGAGAUCUACCGCACCGAGGAGCAGGAGAUCGAGCUGCCGGCGGCGAACCGGACGGACAAGCACGUCACCAUCGAGCGGGUGGUGGAGAUCUACACCAAGAACGCCAGCAACCCGGACGAGCCGCCGGUGAUGCAGAAGCUCGGCGAGAUCAAGCGCAAGAUCGUCAUCCGGCUGGUGGAGCCGAACCGGGCGGCUAACCGCAGUGGCAGUGCGACCAGCUCGAGCAGCACCACCACCACGCUCGGCAACCCGGAUGGGGUGACCGAGCGGAGCGAGGACGAGCCGGCCACCGUCGGUAGUACCGAGAGCGGCGACGGUCGACCGGUGUCCGGGCGCACGAUGGUGCUGUCGUCGAACAGCGUGUUUACGAUGGAGACGUCCACCAUCCCGCUCGAGGGUUUGUUCGACGCGGAGAAGGGUGGGGCGGGCGGGUUCCCCACGACCGAGCUGCCGCCGGUGGAUGCGGAGCCGGAGACGGUGGCCCCGCAGCAGGAGAUCGAGCGCAUCUCGAGCGUCGAGUUCGGGGCAGCUACCGGUGAGCCGCCGGUGGCCGACGAUGUUGAGCCACCGCUCACGAUCACGCCGUUCGUGGCGGAGACGGAGCGCUAUACGCAGGUAACUAGCCUGCGGCCACCACCGAACACCGACCCGGACACGCUCGCCGGGCACGCUAGCUAUAAGCCGUACACGAUAGACGACUUCGGUGCGACCGAAGAACAGACCACCACCAACAGCGUGGCGGCAGCCACCAGCACCACCUUCUCUAGCACUACCACCACUGCCAGCACUUCUACCACGACGACGACGACCGAACCCGCACCGGUCUCAUCCUCGACUCAGCGCGAGAUCAUGAACAAGUACACCCUGCCGGCCGAGUUCUCCUUCCAAGAGCCCUCCAGUGAAACGACACCAACGACGACGACGACGACGACGACGACCGCACCAACCACGACAACAACCACGACGACGGCGACGACAACCACGACCGAGACUACGACGCCGGAACCGACAACAUUGACCCCAGAGGUGCCACUAGAUACCACUCUCGGUCCAGUGCGGGUGCGCCCUACCCUGGCUACCAAGAAGAAGUACACCCGACGCCCGGGAGGAGAGUCCGUGCCGGUAGCGUCUCGCGUGUCGCCAGACUUUGCGUACAACCAGUACAGCUCGGCCGAACAGACGGUGGAUGGUGAUGGUGGCGUACCGGUGACCACGGAACCGGUUCCCACGACAACGACGACGUCGCCAGGUGCGUCACGUACGACCGGCGGUAGUCGACUUUACACGAACAACCGCAAGUACCUUUCGUCGCAGUCGCUGCGACCGGCUGCCAACCCACAGCAGACCACGGCCGAGGUUCCCUCGUACCGGAAGUCGAAGGACAUUCCCCUGAGUGGGUUACCGCGAGCGUCCGCCUCGAAGGCCACCACCGGUGCGACCACACCGACGACGGAAGCGGUCACAACGACACAGCGCACCACCACCACCACCACGACGACGACGACCGCCGCACCGAUUACCAAGAUCGAUUUCAACAUCAAGUACGUGCUGCCGGCAACGCUGCCGGACGCGAGCGCCGCGGAGCUGAAGAUCGAAAGCAAGAACGACAAGUACAGCGUACCGCUGUCGUCGAUACUGCGCGACUUUACCACGCGUGAAAUCUCCGGCGAGCGGCAGGAGCGCCUGUUCUCGCCCGUCUACCGCCCGGAGCUGGACAACGACGAGCAGACGCGCCAGCUGACCAGCGACCCGGACCCGGUGGCGCUCGAGGCCGAGCUGCUGGACCGCGAGAUCCUCGGUGGUGGCGGUAGUGCGGAGCGGGCCCGACCCUCGCCGGUCGCCGCCGCCUACUCCCAGCGCCGCUCGGCUGAGGUGCCACCGCAGUUCCGACCGAGCCUACGCCGUCCGUCCGUUGGCGGGAACUCGCAGCCAACCACCCCGAGCAGCAACUCGCCGCAGGCAGCAACCAGAGCCACAACCGUUCGCACCAAGAGCACGCGACGCUCUGAAGCGCCGUCGACCAGCGGCGAACAGUCCGACUCACCGACGACGCCAGCGCCACCGACGACGACGUCACUGUUGGCUCGCCGCCGCCGUCCAACCAACAGCUACCUGGGCAAGCUCGCGAACGGCAAUCGGCAGCGCACGAGCCCGGUGACGUCAGCGGUAGAGGCCGCCACCAGCCCCAGCACCACCGCCACCGCCGGCAGCGAACCGCUCGUCCGUUACGACCGACCGAAGCCGCUCGCCAGCGGCGGCUUGCGGCGCAAAUACGGUGUCCCCAACAGAACCGGUUUCAGCACGACCGCUGGCAGUGAGAGUGCCACUCCGCCAACCACUACCAGCAGCGGCAGCGGCUCCAAUCAGCCAUCAGAGCCGGCGACCCGACCGUCGAGUGCAUUGUUCAAGCGCCGAAACAAUGGAACCCGUUUGACGCGCACGACAACUCCCGCACCGGAGACUUCAUCCACCGUAGCCGGGUCUUCGCCACCGGCAAGCAGUAAGUUCUUCGGCAAGAGCAAAUACCGUCCCGGCACGCUGAACUCGGUGGCGGUAGCGACGACGGUGCCGCCCGUGACGCAAGGGCUGCCGGACGGCGAUCAAGACAUCGAGCCGAGCAUCCGGCAAAACAACAAGCUGUACAAUGCGAAGAACCGCUACCAGCAGAUCGGCGAACAGCGCGAAGAUCCCGCCUCGAUCGAGCAGGAGCUGCUCGACGCGAUUACGACGAUCUCGCGCGCCCCUCUACCCAUCACCAGCACCCCUACCGCACGUCCCGGCUACGAGGACCAGAAGGAGCUGCAGGACGAACAGCAAAAGCCGGCCGUAGUUGCCGUCCAGCAGGAGCAGCAUGUCGGGACGAAUCAGCGCGCUACCACGCACCGCUACAACAUCACCCACGAGUACCCGUACCCGCUCGGUUACACCGCCCCAGCCAUCUCUACAUCCACCCGCCGAUCGCAGAAACUCGUGCAGAGACCACGGAUCGCGACGCAAUCGCAGUACUAUUACCAGCAGGCGAAUCCUGGCAGCGUUUACUACACGUCACCGAUUGCGACGGCCACCAUCAGCCCCCGGCAGGACACGACCGCCGGAUUGCCGCCCGCCCGGAAGCGUAAACCAGCCGUCUUCGAGAAGACCCACAGCGCACACGACGGUGCCGGCCGGUCCGCCGCGGGUGACAGCUUCACCGGACGCACCUACCGACCGUCGCCCCUGGACUACGACUACUACGACGAUGGGGAUGCGCGUGUCAUCGGGAAAUCUAAUUCCCAGGUAAAGGUCAUCAUGCACGGUCCGGGCAUCAUCGAGUGUCUCGAUCAGGGCAACUUCCCGCAUCCGCUGUCGUGCAAAAAGUUCAUCUCUUGUGCCAAAAUGGAGAUCGGCGGUGUCAUCGGCUGGGAGUACACGUGCCCGAAGGGGCUCAGCUACGAUCCGGUCGGGGGCAUCUGCAACUGGUCGGCGGGGCUAGGCUGCAAGGAUUAACAGCUGCUGCAGCACCGCGGAGGGCGGAUAGGCAUUUUCGCCCUGAGCCCUCGCCAACGCUAUCCGUUCCCAAUUGUGUGCGUGUAUGUGCGUGUGUAGUUUUCUUUUGUUUUGUCUAUAAUUGUAACGGAGAAGAUAGGAAGGAAAGAUCACGAGACUGGCGUCUGCUCUCUAGCUGCUGUUCCACUAGGGAAGCGUUAUUUAUAAGUUUAGCAGUUAAAAACGAAGAAAAACAAACAAACAUAAAGCUUCCGUAGUCAGUCGGGCGUCACUGGUCACGGUUGAAUGCCAGUACCCAAGUCAGUUAAUGGACCGUAGGUGCGACCUGUAACACCAUCUUUGCAGCCGGUGCAUCAGUUUGUUUCUCUUCCCGAUUUUUCAUUGUUUGAAAAACAAAAUCUCCCUGGUGUCCCCAGCUACCCUUUAGCGCCUAACUCUCGUUUCAAGUU
This is a messenger RNA of Anopheles coustani, 11333 nucleotides long. Its product is annotated as mucin-2-like. The record is from RefSeq and is a predicted model, not a curated record. Gene Ontology annotation, cellular component: extracellular region. Gene Ontology annotation, molecular function: chitin binding; chitinase activity. Lineage: Eukaryota; Metazoa; Arthropoda; Insecta; Diptera; Culicidae. Gene Ontology annotation, biological process: carbohydrate metabolic process; chitin catabolic process. Bases 1 to 10884 code for a protein of 3627 amino acids. The transcript has 13 exons.